AUGGCGUUGGCGGAAGUGCUUCAGGGUCUCGGUUCCUCUCAGACGUUGCUAACCGUCUUGUCUCUGACGCUGGGCAUCAUCACCGCUUAUCUAUUCGUCAAUCGGUCUUCCUCUGGCAAACUACCACCACCAGUCAAGGGCAAUUGGCCCAUAAUUGGCCCUACGAGUUUCUGGACGAGACGAUGGGAUUUCUUCCAGGAGGCAGCAAGGCACUCGAUUAAUGGCCAUUUCUCAUUUCACGUUGGACAACACAAGGUUGUUGGAGUCACUGGAGAUGAAGGCAGAAAAGUGUUCUUGGAGAGCAAACAAUUAGAUGCCACGGCUGGAUAUGCUGCACUAUUUGCUGGCUCGCCGACUGUAUCGAAGGUGCAUGACACAGAUCAAGGAGAGAUGGACGAUCACUUGUUCUUCAGACGUCUUUUGGGAAUGACCAGGAAAGAGAAUUUCGUGAAAGGUCUUCAGUUCUUGAUAUCCGAUACGACGACACGUUUAGACGAACUCGCGAAAGACCCCAAAGGCUUGACGGACCCGUUCGAGAGCAUAUAUGGUAUUGUCUACCAACUCACCAUGCGAACGGUCGCAUGCAAUGAUAUCGCCAACGACCGUGUUCUUUUGGACCAAACACUGGAAAUGUUCGAGCAGAUUGAAGCUGCAAAUUCUGCAGAAUUGAUCAUCUUCCCUUGGUUCCCAUUAUUUCCUGGAAAGCUGAGACGACUGUGGUACGGCGGCAAGCUCUACAUGAUCUUCAAGAACAUUAUCGAUGGACGGGCCAAGACCGGACAUCGAGAGGAAGAUCCUCUCCAGUACCUCAUUGACCAAGGCGACAACACUAAGGAGAUCUUGACGUUCGUGCUCGGAGCGCUCUAUGCGGGUCAGCUCAAUUCUGGUAUCAAUGCUGCUUGGGUCAUCAUCUAUCUGGCGAACGACGAUUACUGGCGCGGUGUCGUUUGGGAGGAGGUCAAAGCAGUCGCUGAGAAGUACGACCGCGACACGUCGAAAACAUUCGCAGAACGUCUUGCAAACGUGCCUCUAGAAGCGUGGGAGCAUGAAUUGCCUACCAUUGACUUGUGCCUACGAGACAGUAUCCGCUUGAAUGCUUCUGGCUCCAUGUUCCGCAAGAAUGACAGCACCAAGUCUGUCAAAAUAGCGGACUUCGAAGUACCAGCAGGAGGCUACGUAGCAUAUCCCAUUGCGGACGUUCAUCUCGAUCCCGAGGUAUACCCCAACCCUCACCAAUGGGAUCCAUCACGAUACCUACCAGGAAAGGAAGAGGACCAAAAGAAGAAACAUGCAUUCAUCGGCUGGGGCGCAGGAAGACAUCCAUGCCUCGGCAUGCGCUUUGCGAAACUCGAGCAAAACAUCAUUCUUGCCUUCUUCCUAGCGUACUUUGACUUUGAGUUGGCGGACAAGAAUGGCAACACCGGCGUCAAAGUGCCGCAGAGCGAUUCCAACAACCACGCUGCCGUUAAGCCAAAGGAGCGUGUUUACGUCAAGUACAGAUCGAGGGUAUAA
Aureobasidium pullulans EXF-150 is the source of this 1512-nucleotide messenger RNA. RefSeq names its product cytochrome P450 6A1. Lineage: Eukaryota; Fungi; Ascomycota; Dothideomycetes; Dothideales; Saccotheciaceae. Gene Ontology annotation, molecular function: monooxygenase activity; oxidoreductase activity, acting on paired donors, with incorporation or reduction of molecular oxygen; heme binding. The transcript is spliced from 3 exons. The record is from RefSeq and is a predicted model, not a curated record. The coding region runs from base 1 to 1512 and encodes 503 amino acids.